Messenger RNA from Odobenus rosmarus divergens (Pacific walrus), 2193 nucleotides. It is a transcript of the gene TCTN2, whose product is annotated as tectonic family member 2. Gene Ontology annotation, biological process: protein localization to ciliary transition zone; smoothened signaling pathway; cilium assembly. The record is from RefSeq and is a predicted model, not a curated record. Gene Ontology annotation, cellular component: MKS complex. Bases 1 to 2076 code for a protein of 691 amino acids. Lineage: Eukaryota; Metazoa; Chordata; Mammalia; Carnivora; Odobenidae. The transcript is spliced from 18 exons.
AUGGGCUUGCCGCCGCCCUCCCCUCUGCUCUUGGGGCUCCUCCUUCUGCAGGGCGUCCUGAGGCCGCUGUGGGGCGACCUGGUUUUCAUUCCUGCUUUCAUCCACAUGACCGGCCCCGCGGUCAGUGCGUCCCUGGUCGGAGGCACCGAGGAUGUGACCGUGUCCCUGGCCCUGCUGCAGGACAAGGAAGGAUUAUUGCCGGUUCCAGCUUGUGGAGUGCUGACCAAUGAGACAGAAGACUGGAGCUUGACUGUGACCCCCACCAAUGCGUUGGAUGUGACAGUGAGGUUGAAGAGGGGUCGGCAAAGGUGUUCCUCUAAUGAGAUGGAUUCCUUCUCAGAGUCCCCGUGUAUGGUCCAGACUCUUCUGGUUUCAGCAUCUCGCAAUUCAUCCUGUUUAGCCCAUCUACUCAUUCGAGUGGAAAUUUAUGCCAACUCUUCUUUGGCCCAUAAUGCAUCAGAGAAUGUGACUGUAAUUCCCAACCAGGUGUAUCAGCCCCUUGGUCCUUGUCCUUGUAAUCUGACAGCCGGGGCCUGCGACGUUCGCUGCUGCUGUGACCAGGAAUGCUCGUCCAAUCUAACAGAGCUGUUCAGAGAGGCCUGUUUUACUGGUGUUUUUGGAGGCGACGUCAAUCCGGAGUUUGACCACCUGUGCUCUGUGCAGGAGACCCCUGGGGCCCCUGGCUGGUUCCCGUUCCUGUGUGUGCAGUCCUCGCCGGCCAACUCGCCCUUCCUGGGCUACUUCUACCACGGCUCCGUUUCCCCUCGGCAGCACUCUUCCUUUGAGGUGAAUCUGCAUACUGAUCUAAGAGACUUUUCAGACUUCGGUUAUAAGCAAGGAGAUCCGAUCAUGACUGUAGACAAGGCAUAUUUUACCAUUCCGCAGGUGUCCCUGGCUGGGCAGUGCAUGCAGAACGCGCCAGUGGCAUUCCUUCAGAAUUUUGAUGUUCGCUGCACUACUAAUUUGGAAGUGUACCGAGAGCAAGAUGGUAUUAUCAAUGCGAAGAUCAAGAAUGGUGCAGUAGGAGGCAUUGUUACACCAAAAGUAACCUAUGAGGAGGCAGCCGACCCAGACAAAUUCAUCACCAGGACAGAAACACUUUUAAGCAAUGAAUCAGCCUCCAGAGACGUAAAUGUGGAAGAACAUUAUAUUUUCAGAUGGAAUAAUAAUACAAUCAGCGAAAUAAAUGUCACAAUUAUUAGAGCAAAAAUUAAUGCCCACCAGAAAGGGAGCAUGACACAGAGAUUUACAGUAAAAUUUUUAAGCUAUAAUAGUGGUGAUGAAAAGGAAUUUUCUGGGAAUCCAGGUUACCAACUUGGCAGGCCUGUCCGAGCUCUAAAUGCGGACAAGACGAAUGAGGCAACUCUACACCUUUGGCAAUCGGCUGGAAGGGGUUUGUGUGCAUCGGCAACUUUCAAACCCAUUUUAUUUGGAGAAAAUGCACUCUCUGGAUGUCUUUUAGAAGUUGGGAUCCAUGAAAACUGUACUCAGCUCAGGGAGAAUGCUGUCAAGCGACUUGACUCAUUAAUACAAGCAACUCAUGUUGCGAUGAGAGGCAACUCUGAUUACAACCAUCCUAGUGACGACUGGCUCGAAAUAAUCCGUGCAGAUGCCCCUGACACAGGUGCAGACCCUCCUGUCAGUGUGAAUGGCAUCUGCGUGGACAUUCCUGCCCGACUGCAUAUACGCAUCCUCAUCUCAGAUGCUGGUGCAGUGGAAGGGAUUACUCAGCAGGAGAUAGUUGGCAUAGAGACGAGGUUCUCUAUGGUGAACUGGCAAUUCCAGUGUGGGCUUACUUGUGAGGAUAAGGCCGACCUUUUCCCUGUCAGUGCAUCCGUCCAGUUUAUUAAGAUACCUGCACGGUUACCCCGUCCACUGACAAGAUUCCAGAUCAAUUUUACAGAGUAUGACUGUAACAGAAAUGAGGUGUGUUGGCCGCAACUUCUGUAUCCAUUGACCCGGUAUUAUCAAGGUGAGGCUUAUUCUCAGUGCGUGGCCAAGAGCUUACUGUUGGUAUCCUUCUUGGUAUUAGCUGCAUUCCUCAGUAACCCCUGGACCAGAACAUGCAAAGCUUGAAAUUCAUCUACCACCUGACUUCUCACAGACCACAGACUUUUGCUUCAGUGACUUGUCGUAUUCCUGUGUGCCUGUCUGUAAAAUUGUAAUAAAUGCAGUGCUUUAUUUUUGUAAAAA